GGAUACCAUGCGGUCCCGUCCACUUCCAAAUUGAGCUCUCGACUUCCUAGAAAUUUUGAUCUAAUUAAUCCAAUGACCACGGAAUUACAUAACUCGUUCAACUCAUUCUGUAAUUUCGUCAAAAAAGGUUCUACUACAGCAACUGACAAAACGUUGAAAAAAAUCUGCACAGAUUGCCACAUCUACGGAAAAGGCUUGGAUGCAAAUCGUGUGGAUAUAGAAUUCCGCGCCUUCAUUGGCAACACGAAACGGUACGUUGACUUCAAGGAAUUUUUGGAAUUCGUUGAUGGGCGUUUGGCAAAAGUCUAUGCAUCCUCUAAUGGAAUCACUCAGGAAGAGGCCGCUGCUGAGUUGCGGAGAAAAAUUGCUGACACCAACCCAGUUGCUCAUGGCGCCACAAAAGUAUCAGCCGACGCUACAACCUCAAGGCUUACAGAUGUGAAGGGAUUCACCGGCUCACACAAAGAACGGUUCGAUUUGGAGACAGGAAAAGGCCGUGGGAAAGAGGGUCGUGAAAAUAAGCCACCUGCAUUUACAACUACUGGUAUAUCAGCACCUCGGAAAUGAAGCAAGCACGAACUCGCUUUUGGUUGCAGUUCUUUUACACAUGCAUUUUCCACAAACGCACCAUCGUCUUUAUAACCAACAACAGUAUUCUGCACACAUGAUGUAAUUUAUUUGUAACUGGCAAACAGACUGGCAAAUUGUUUUUGUUCCGUUUAUUUGGCAACCAAGUAAUUUGUUUGUUAUUCACAUAUGGUGAACUUUUGAAUCAAUAUUCACUUUUUCUUCGUUACCACAAAUAAUACUUUGACGAAUAUAUCUACGUGAAUAAAGUGGAC
Molecule: messenger RNA, 842 nt
Organism: Opisthorchis viverrini
Lineage: Eukaryota; Metazoa; Platyhelminthes; Trematoda; Opisthorchiida; Opisthorchiidae
Exons: 3
Coding region: 73-567 (164 amino acids)
Biological process (GO): positive regulation of protein polymerization; microtubule bundle formation; microtubule polymerization
Cellular component (GO): microtubule
Molecular function (GO): tubulin binding
Source: RefSeq, a predicted model, not a curated record